AUGGAUGCGCUUUUCACUUUCCCUUUUAAGGCUGCGGAGAUGGUGCUGUCUCCUCCCUGCUCUCUGCUUAUGGAUAAACUUUCUUUGGCGUGCCCCAGGAGCAAAGGCGAGGUGAUGCAGCAAACCAUCCAAAAGAUGCUGGAUGAAAAUCAUUUAAUACAAUGUAUUAUGGAUUACAAAGGAAAGACAGCUGAAUGCACACAGUAUCAGCAGGUCCUUCACGGGAAUCUUGUCUUCUUGGCCACGAUAGCUGACUCCAAUCAAAACAUGCUGUCCCUCCUACCUGCUGCCCCCAGUUCCAGUAUGGGUCCCGGUGGAAUGAGCCAGAGUGGGGGACAUGCACCAAAUCAUCUCAGUGACAACAUGACACCAGGACUGCCACCCACAUUUAUGAUGCAAAGCCACAUGAGUAAUGGCCCCAUCCAUGGCCCCAUGCAGUCUGGCCACCAUCAGCCUCCUUCCGGCAGCUAUGGUGGCUCAGUCUCUGGCUACAGCCAUGUUGCUCCCUCCACCCAGGGCAGUAUGGUCCAGAGCUCUGGGUCUUAUGGUUCCUCCUCCUCUUCCUCCAUGUCCUCAUCCUUUCCCCCUUCCUCACGCAGCAACCUCAACAUGCAGUCCAGCCAAGGGGAGCCAGUCUCAGUGAAGCAUCAACAGUUGGCUCCACCUCACUACUCAUCAGCCCAGUCUGGAGGCCAACACUAUCAGGGACCAAUGGGCAUGAUGGGUCAAGGCAGCCAAGGGUUUAACAUCAUGUCUCAGAGGCCCAUGGGAUCCUACUGUUCCUCUCAGCAAGGAUCUGCACAACACAACAUGGGACAAGAAGAGUUCUACGGAGAGCAGCAUGGACACACUCAGAGCUCCAGCGAGCCCAUAAACCAGCUGAUGGUAAUCGUGCACAUCCAUAAAGUUAUACACACAGCUCUCAAACACAUCCCUGUGGCUCAUGAUAGCUCCUUUCUGCACAGUUCCACAAGUCCUGACCAGGGAGGAUCGUCCCAGUUUCCUCAGUAUCAGCAAAACCAACAGUAUGGAUCGUACCGCUCUUCCCAAGGAGGAGUGCAAACUCAGAGGCCCUACGCCUAUGAACAGGGUCACUAUGGAAAUUAUCCACAAUAA
Nematolebias whitei (Rio pearlfish) is the source of this 1116-nucleotide messenger RNA. Its product is annotated as calcium-responsive transactivator-like. Gene Ontology annotation, molecular function: transcription coactivator activity. Gene Ontology annotation, biological process: positive regulation of transcription by RNA polymerase II; positive regulation of dendrite morphogenesis. The record is from RefSeq and is a predicted model, not a curated record. Gene Ontology annotation, cellular component: nucleus. NCBI's taxonomy places the organism in Eukaryota, Metazoa, Chordata, Actinopteri, Cyprinodontiformes, Rivulidae.